GGGGCGGGCUGGGCGCGCUGCGGUUGCUGAGGUGAGCGGGGAGGCGGAGCAGAGGGAGCGGGCUAGGGCCGCUGCCGCCGUAUCCAUCGUCCGCACUCGCAGCAGCGUUCAUCGCGGUGGCGGCGGAGCCCCAUCCGUUUCAAUGGUGCAGCUUUCCCAAGCCCAGGCUCGCUGCCUGUCGCCUUCAGUCCUCUCCGAGGAAGGGGAGGACAAGAGCAUGAAGCUGGCCAAGCAGCAGGUGAAUCAGCUGGGGGAGGGUCAGCCUCCGCUGAGCCCCCUGCAGUCGGCUCUGAACUCUGCAGCCAAUACUGCCCAGGCAUACGAGACUUACAUUGAAAAUGGGAUCAUCUGCCUCAAACACAAGAUCAGGAACAUUGAGAAAAAGAAGCUUAAGCUAGAAGACUACAAGGAUCGCUUGAAGAAGGGUGAAGCCCUCAAUCAGGACCAGUUGGAGGCAGUGGAGAAGUAUGAUGAAGUAGUGCACAACCUGGAGUUUGCCAAAGAGCUUCAGAAGACUUUUUCUGGACUUAGCCAGGAUCUGCUGAAAGCGCAGAGGAAGGCUCAGAGACGGGAGAACCUAGUAAAACUUGAAGCAGAGAAGAAGAAGCUGCGCACAAUUCUGCAGGUCCAGUAUGUGCUGCAGAACUUUACUCAAGAGCAUGUUCAGAAAGACUUCAAAGGUGGCUUGAAUGGUGCAAUAUAUUUGCCUUCUAAAGAACUAGACUACCUCAUUAGAUUUGCAAAACUGACGUGCCCAGAAAGAAAUGAGAGCCUGAGUGUUGAAGACCAGAUGGAGCAAUCAUCACUUUACUUUUGGGACCUUCUAGAAGGCAGUGAAAAGCCUGUGGUUGGAACAACAUAUGGACAUUUGAAGGAACUGUUAUCCAAACUCUUAGAUUCUGGAUAUUUUGAAAACGUUCCUGCUCCUCACAGUGCAAUGCCAUUAAAAGAAUUGGAAGAGGAAGGACUGAGAAAACCUGAGAGAACAAGACAACUGUCCAAAAGAGAGUCUGCCAAAGACCCAGAAUGUCUAAUGGAGCUUAUGAAGUCUGAGAUUCAGCCACAGGAGUUUCUCAACAGGCGCUAUUUGCCUGAAGCAGAAUGCUCUAUCAAGAAGAAGCCAGAAGAAUCCAAACCCCGGGAAGCAGAGUAUGCUAGAAAGAAAGAACCUCCAAAAUCCUGGGAAAUGCUGCUUGACAUAGAGGAGCAGGAACAGAAUCGGGAGUCUUUAAAACCUUGGGAAUCUUGUGUUGUGGAGGAAGAGAAACCUUCAAAGUCCUGGGAAACCUGUGUUAGGGAAGAAGAAGAAAAACAGAAGCAGCAGGAGACUCCAAAGCCUUGGGUAACACAUGCUAGGGAGGAGCAGGAUUCAUCUAAACCAUGGGUAGCAAGAGUUAGGGAACAGCAGGAACAGAAGAAACCGGAAUCUCCCAAGCCUUGGGUAGCAAAGGCUAGGGAUGAACAGGAACAGAAGAAACAAGAACCCCCCAAGGCUUGGGUAACAAAAGUUAAAGAAGGGCCAGAACAAAAGCAGGAAUUGCCAAAACCUUGGGGAUCCCAAACCAGGGAGGAACCAGAGCAGAAGCAAGAGCCCUCAAAGCCCUGGGCUGCUCCACGUGCCAAGGAGGAGCCAGAGCAGAAAAAGCAGGAGCUGCCAAAGCCCUGGGCUGCUCCACGUGCCAGGGAGGAGUCAGAGCAGAAAAAGCAAGAGCUGCCAAAGCCUUGGGUUCCUCCACAUGCCAGAGAGGUGCCAGAGCAGAAGCAGGAGCCAUCGAAGCCCUGGGCUCCUCCACGUGCCAAAGAGGUGCCAGAGCAGAAGAAGCAGGAGCUGCCAAAGUCAUGGGCUCCUCCACAUAACAGGGAGGAGUCGGGGCAGAAGCAAGAGCCUCCAAAGGCUUGGGAAACUGCUGACCGACAGCAACAAGAAUUACAGCAGUUACAGAAUCCUCUGAAGUCCCUGGGAGCUGCAAGUGUUGUACCAAAGGACCAGAUUGGGCCUAAGAAGUUUGAUGUGGAACCCAAAGAAAGACGGGAACGCAGACAGAAAGCUGAACUUGAAGUAAAACAAGAUGGAAAAGCAGAUGAAUUAAGUGAUGGACAAGGCUUUGAUGCAGUAAGAAAAAAGGAGGUCUCUGUCGGAGAAAGUUGUAAACUGCCUAGGAGUCUCCAAAGCAGUGUGCAGGUGCCUAAACCUGUACAUCAGCCAGCUGCAGAAUUUUGUUCUACAUCUACUCUUCCAAAGGAUCCAGUACUAAGGAGGGAAAAACUGCAGGAUCUGAUGACUCAGAUACAAGGGACAUACAACUUCAUGCAAGAGUCCAUUCUGGAUUUUGAUAAAGCUUCACCAAGUGCCAUUGUUUCAUCACAGCCACCUUCAGUUUCUCCAGCAGGUAGUCCUGUAGCUUCUAAAGAACAAAAACUGCUGAGUCAAAAUGACUUUCUUCAACAGCCGCUUCAGACUGCUGCUUCUCCCAUAAUGCUGCAUGGUUCAAAUACUUCCUUAGCAUCAGCUGAUCAGACUCUGUCUGGCUCUGAAACAGAAGAUCUAGUGAUGCCACAGACAACUCAGACAUCGGUACCCCUUUCUCAAGAGACUGAGAAAUAUACUUCACCUCAGCCACUGUAUCAGACAAAUUCACAUAUCUCUGAGCCACUGAUUCCCCAAAAAAUGGAAAUUACGCAGGCAACUAUUCCUCUGUCAAGUGAAUCGCAGUCACCAUUGCCUACUUCAAGCACCUCCAUGUCACCAGUACCACAGGGGCAAACCUUUCAGUCUCCUCCCACAAGCAGCAGUUCUGUUACAAUAACUGCAGCUCCAUUUCAAGCCAUGCAGACUGUAUUCAAAGUGAAUGCACCUCUGCCUCCACGUAAAGAGCAGGAAAUAAAAGAAGACUCUUCAUACACUGCAGGUUAUAACCAGAGUUUUUCUACAGCAAGUACACAAACUCCUCCUCAAUGCCAGUUACAGUCUACUCAUACUGCAGAGCAAAACUCAGUUUCACAAGAAUCUCUGCCAACAGUUAAUUAUCAGCCUGAUGGAGUUGUUCCUGUCAGCAAUGGUAGUCUUGCCUUUUACCCAGCACAGACUAAUGUUAUCCCCAGACCCGCUCAGCCUUAUCUCAACAGUCGUGGGUCUGUUAGAGGAUCUACCAGAGGUGGGAGAUCACUAGCCAAUUUGUACCGCUCCCCUGGUGGAUACAAAGGUUUUGAUGCUUACAGAGGAUCACCUUCCAUAGUUAAUGGUAACUAUGGCCAGCUGCAAUUCCCCAGUAGAGAUUAUUCUGGAAUACCAUAUUCUCAGAAGGAUAUCAAUUACCAGCAAUGCUAUAAAAGAGGAGGGAUAAUUAGUGGUCCUCGGGCAAACUCAAGAGCAGGAUGGAGUGAUUCUUCUCAGGUGAGCAGUCCAGAGCGAGACAAUGAAACCUUUAACAGUGGGGACUCUGGGCAGGGAGACUCCCGCAGCAUCACCCCUGUCGAUGUGCCAGUGACAAGCCAAGCUGCCACAAUACUACCAGUGCAUGUCUAUCCCCUCCCCCAGCAGAUGAGAGUUGCCUUUUCUGCAGCUAGAACAUCUAAUUUGGCCCCUGGAACUCUAGACCAGCCAAUUGCGUUUGACCUUCUGCUGAACAACCUUGGAGAAACAUUUGACAUUCAGCUUGGUAGGUUCAAUUGUCCAGUGAAUGGUACCUAUGUAUUCAUCUUCCACAUGCUGAAGUUGGCAGUGAAUGUUCCACUGUACGUGAACCUUAUGAAGAAUGAAGAGGUCCUAGUAUCAGCAUAUGCAAAUGAUGGGGCCCCAGACCAUGAAACAGCUAGUAACCAUGCAGUCCUACAGCUCUUCCAGGGGGAUCAGAUCUGGCUACGUCUGCAUCGGGGAGCCAUUUAUGGAAGCAGCUGGAAAUAUUCUACCUUCUCGGGAUACCUCCUUUAUCAGGACUAAAAUCCAGUGUUAUGUUUACAAAAAAAAAAAAAAAAAAAAAGCUGCUCGAAACACCUUGGUGAAUGGGAAGGGGGCGGGGGGUGGAAACUAGCUUUGCACUUAAUACUGACUUCAUAGAAGAUACAUGGUUCCAUUAUUGGGAAGUGGCGGUCUUACUUUGCAAGGUGAAAUCAUGGAGUUGGGUUACUGAAUCAGCACUAAUUUGGCACUUUAUCAAUUGUGAUGUAGCCUUGCUAGUAAAGCUGUGAAUGUAUAUUGUUUGCACUUACUUACCCUAAACUGUAUUAAUGUCCAGCUUACUACACUACUGAUAUGAUUGCCUCAAGUAUGGGCUAUUCACAAUGCCUUGUUGUGCCUCAAUAAAACAAGUUAAUAUGCAUUUUAGUAUUAAUCUUGAUAGUUGUCUUUAUUGAUUUAAAAAAUAUUCAAAACUUGGUCUACUAACUCAGUGUGAAGCAUACUGCAUGUAGUCUUACUUUGAAGGUGGUUGUCAGUCCAUCACUUUCCAAAACUCUGGGUGAAUUGUUUUAAGACCAUUGGGUCAUGUUUGUUUUCUAGUGAAGCAGUCUGUUCUCAAGAGUUAGUCCUGUUGUAUGCAAACCUUGCACUACAAUUCAUGUUAGUUUACAUCUUUUAACUAAGAAAUGCCUCCUGCCUCUAAAAAUAUGCAAAGCAUUGUUUUGUACAACUGUUGAUCUGCAUUAUUUAAUCGAAGUGUGUGCAUGACUGCCACUGACUGGACAGAAUAUCAAACUGAUUUUAAAAGCUGAAAACAAUUCAAAACUUCUGAAAUUCUAAACUAGUUGUUUAGCCUUUUUGUUCUUGCUGGCUUCCAAAAUAUCAUGCCAGUAUUUCCUCAAACAUAACUGAGCCUCUAAAUUUGGCCAGACAAUUGAAACAAGGUACUAUUAUCAUAUCAGUUAUUUAUCUAACUUUCAGACUGUGAAUGCCUGUGUCUGAAGGAACUGCAGCGUUGGGCACCAAAAGGCAAUAGAAUGUAGUGCUACAAAUGCAUUUUUGUAAAAUUACUUUCUGUAGUUCAGUGUUCUGUCAAUUCCUUCUUAAUGCAGAAUUCCAGCAAGAAUUGGUGAAGAUAGCUGUGGUAAUAACAGCAGCCUUAUCUAUACUUUUUUUUUUUUUUUUUGUGCCAAUAUACUUUGUUUGGGUCCUAGCUAAAAUGCAGCUUGAUGCAUAAUUCUCCAGACUAAUUGAUAACAAGAAAAAUGCAUCUAUUCCCUGCUUCUAUAUUACAUAAGCCAUAGUAGAAGUAAAACACAGAAUACAACAGAUCUUGGGUAAAGCUGCUGCUGCUGCUUCUGUUUCCCAGCUUGUUUAUAGCAGUCAUAUCAAACUACAUUGUUUUGAACCUUAAUUUUGUAGUAUCUGAAGUAGACUGUCAUCAAUUAAACUUAUGCCUUUCUGAAUGA
This is a messenger RNA of Alligator sinensis (Chinese alligator), 5367 nucleotides long. RefSeq names its product caprin family member 2 (gene CAPRIN2). Gene Ontology annotation, cellular component: cytoplasm. The coding region runs from base 143 to 3940 and encodes 1265 amino acids. Lineage: Eukaryota; Metazoa; Chordata; Crocodylia; Alligatoridae. The record is from RefSeq and is a predicted model, not a curated record. Gene Ontology annotation, biological process: positive regulation of canonical Wnt signaling pathway. Gene Ontology annotation, molecular function: signaling receptor binding. The transcript is spliced from 22 exons.